CCGGGGCCGUGCCGGCGGGAAAUAAAGGAAGUGGGCAAGCCGCGGCUGCGUACUCCGCGCGCCUGGGAGACUGCCUGGUCCCUGGUCUUUGGUCCCCGGCCCCCGCCGCCCGUCUCUUGGCUUCCUGCCGCGGCUGCUGGGUUGCUGACUUGGGACACCUACAAAGCCGGAAACCAGACAGAGCCCUGCAAGGCUGCUUGUGCCAUGGAUUCUCAGGUCAGCAAUGGUUCAAGCCUCCAGGAUGAGCGCAUCACAAACUUGCUGGUGUUUGGCUUCCUCCAAAACUGCUCCAACUAUAAUUUCCAUAAAGAGUUAGAAGUGUUGGGCCGUGAACUGCCUGUGCCACCAGCUUACCUGCAGGAGGACCACGAUGAUGGGCUCCAGACAGAUGGCAACCGGUGCAGCCGCUUCCUGGAUAGCGAGGAGACAGAUUCUGAGAGUCAAGAGGAAAUCAUCCAAGAUAUCGCCAGGCAGCUCGCCCAAAUCGGGGAUAGGAUGGAUCACAGCAUCCACCCAAGAGUGGUGAAUAACCUGGCAAUGCAGUUUAUGAAUGUGAACCUGUCAGAAGAAGACAGAAGGAAGCACCUUGCUGCUGCGCUGGAGCAGGUCCUACAGACUUACCCGAAGGACAUGGAGAGGGAGAAGACCGUGCUCCUGUUGGCCAUGGUAUUGGCCAAAAAGGUGGCCGAUCACACACCGUCCUUGCUCCGUGAUGUCUUUCGCACAACAGUGAACUUUAUUAACCAGAACUUACUCACGUAUGUGAGGAACUUAGUCAGAAAUGAGAUGGACUGAGUGGACAACUCUGCAAAAGUACAACUGGUUAAAACUUGAUAUGGUGACAACAGUACACCUGCCUCCAGUGGAGAUGGAGCCAUGGCUGUGUAAACAAAGUUCUUAGAGAAGAUAGGCACAAAGUAAUAGCUAUUUAUUUCUUACUAUUUUAAAGAUGAUGUUUUAAGCAAGUGAUUCAUUUAGAAACUUUACCUUAACAUACUUGAAUGAAAAUGUCAACUUGCACAGAUUUGAAUGAGUUUCAUACCAUCUUCCAAAUCCACUACACACUGUGCCUUUAUCUUAUUUCAGCUGUACGGGUCUUCACUUGAAAAUUAAAUUUAAGAACAGAUUGUAAGGCAGAAAAAAAGGUUUUUUUGUUUAAGAAAAAAACCCAUGUUUUUUUGUUUGGAAAAAAAAAAUACUGUUUAUUAAAGUGCAACCUUGGGGUGUGGUCUGACAGCAGGCAAUAUGAGGAGAGUAAGGUCUGGAGACGGAUGAACUUACCCCUCACAAAUGAAAAAUCCCUCUCAAUGUAGGGCACACCUUGAUACUAAGGAAGUUAACAGUCUUCCCAUUUAAAAACCAAACAGUACAAGAGGUUCUGGACUAAAGUUCUGUACUCAAGCAAUGGGAAAAUCAGGCCUCAAAACAUGAUUUUUUUCAACUCGAUUUCCUUUUGAGUUAAGAAGGACCACAGGCAAUUGAAAGGUGUGGAGAUCAUUUAAGGGCCCACGUCAACCACAGCUUCCAAAAUCAGGUAACCAAAUGCACCUUUUCUUUCCAAGAAGUCAAGGCUCUGAUAAAAAUUUUAAGCUGAUGUAGUACCAGAAGCUACUACAUCCAGCCCAUGGGGGAAUGUCUGUUAAUAAUCUUACAUUUUCAUUUUCCUCCCAUAUCCCUCAGCUUACCCUUGCCCAAGAAGCGACAUCUGAAGAAAACAGGUUUCUAGCCAUAAAGAUAAAACAAUAGUUAGACUUUUAAAAAUUCAACAGUUGAGGUGGUUCCCUUUCUUAGAGACACAGUCAGAAUGCAAGUAAUAACAAAAGUAAGUCACUUAGGUAGUGCCAAAAUAAACCAGGGAGAGCUUACAUUUAGAAACAGUGCAAUACUGGUCUGUUGUUCCCAGCGAUAAGCAUUUCCUAGGAUUCUGUUUAAAGGUACAGUGGUGGAUGCUGGGUCCAUAUCACACACAUUAAUGUUAGGCUUACCAGUAAUACUGUUGUUACUAUGAAUAGAACACUCUGGGAAAGGAUAUGAACAAGAGUAAUAGGUACUAAGAAAUACUUUCUUGUUACCAAAAACACUUUUCUGUUCCUUGAGAGUUUAAUCAGAAAAGAAAUAUGACUGCAUUGUUCAGCAUUAAAUACAUACCACACUAGGGCUGGGCCUCAAUCUGCUAUCUGCAGUAUGUUGCAAAUACUAAAAGCCGUGCAGUAAGAAGGCCACCAUUUGGAAAUAAACCGGUAAUGCUGUUAUGUUUUGGAGUGGACUUUUUUUUUUUUUGAAGGAUUCAUAUCACAGUGGAAACAGGUUGAAUCACACAUAUACAUACAUACCCACUCAUCCAUACGUGUAUCAGUUCAAUCAGAUUCUCACUAGGGGUGGAGGGACACUUUCUUCUGAAAGGAACAAUUUAAAUACGAAGUCAACUCUAAUGGAAGAAAAAAAGAGCUCUAAAAACGACAGAUAAUUCCAGACUAUCUCUUAUAAUACUUACAACUUUUCACAUCUUUAUCUGCCAGUUUUGCUUAAAUUGAUACAGUAGGCCACCAUUUUCAUACAACUUAUACACACGUGUUGGUGUAAAUUUUUUCAGACCAAGUUAGACUUUCCCAGCCAUGAGGCAAAAUUAUCACCUUCUUGUCCCCAAACCAGCAUUAUGAAAAGAGUCCACUGUAUCAAAAACGAAUGUUCCCAGUCUUGAGCACAUCCCAGCCAGAAUGACUGACACAUAUCCUGGAAGUUGGUGGAUUUUACUCAUCAUGGAUAUAACAAAGUUUUUUUUAAUUUAGAGAAUGUGUUUCAUCCUGUUGUUUUAAAUAUUUGAAUUAAGCAAUGGAAAUUCCUUGGUUAAAUAUAGAAAGUUUUCUGGGGCGCCUGGGUGGCUCAGUCGCUUAAAUGUCCAACUCUUGAUCUCAGCUCAAGUCAUGAUCGAACUCACAGUUUUGUGAGUUCGAGCCCCGCAUUGGGCUCUGUGCUGUCUGGAGCCCCUUGGGAUUCUCCCCCUCUCUGUGGUCUUCCCCCUCUCCCCCCACUCACAUUGUCUCUCUUAAAAUAAGUAAAUACAUUAAAAAAAAAAAAAAUUCUUGCCUCACCUCUAGCAGCUUAACAAGGCUGGAUUCUUAAAUGAAUAAAAAGUGAAAAGCUUUCUUCUCCAGAAGCUAGCUGCUUGGCAUAUCUGAAAGUCAGGUGGAUUAUCUGGUAUAGUCUGAAGGUCAAAUCAUUCCUGAUCUCACCACUUAGGAUCCAGCACUAACUGCUGAGAUGCUCAGGGCUACCUUAAAGGGUCAUAGCACCAAAGCCUUUUAUUUUCCAACAAUUUCACUGCUGACUGGGAACCUGAAUAUGGAGUGUCCUUUGAAUGUUAAGAUCAUGUUUUCAGAACCUGAAGGCAAAGCAAAUAAGUGUGUACCUGUCAAGACCCCAAGCUUAUCUGAAAUGAUCCCUCUGAAGUCCAAGGCAUAAGAUUACCAUGUGAAUACAAAGAGUCGUCCAUCAAUUAUCUUCAGAUCUCACUUUAUUUCAACCUCCAAUGUAUUCUCCCCAACACACUGCUUCUAACAGCACAAUUCAUAGAUUUGAAUUUUGUUCUUUUCCCCUGAUGAAGAGUAGAUUGGCCAAAAGGCAGAUAACAGGAGGGAAAAGGAAGAGCCAGAAUAAACCACAAAUAAGGUGAGCAAAUCAGAGUUGUUAGGAGAGCUAAUGGAAAUUCAUACAGAGAAAGUAAAUACAUGCACUUAAGUAAAAUGCCUGUGUUACCAAAAUUACCAUUUAAUUCCAGUAAUUUUGAGGAGAUGAGAGCAUUAGAACCAAUAAUAAAUUGAACUCAGUCAAGGAAUGAGGUAGAGAGAGGCACUUUUAAUGUAAAGGAAAAGAGAAAUGAAAGCCUAAGAUAGCUGGAAAAAUACACAGAUUCUAUCUUUUCCUUUGGUGCUGGCCAAGGACCAACCUAUGUAAUACAAUUGUCUUGCUAAAAAUCAGGAACCAAGUUAUUCCAGACUCCGUAACAGGGAAGAUUGUAUUUCAACUUCCUUUUAUUCCUGGAACAAACAGUAGUAAAAUGUCAAAACUUUUGUUCAUAACAAUAUACUGAUUAACCAAUUUCUUCCGGUGGUGCAAAAAAACACUCACUGAGCAAGAUCACUAUAAAAUUUCCCCUUAGAAGUUUGAGAAGGGGGCAAAGAUCACCUUAAACCAGCUGCUACUUUUUAACUUAUUACAAGGCCUUGCAAAUAUCCCUGAGAACAUCUCCUACCUGAGCUUACGAUGAAGCAGCUGCCUGGCUAGAGCUACUGCAGUGUAAACAUAAACAUCGGGAGGGCCCUGAUGAUUUAAAUUCACAGGAACAUGGCCAGCCACAGGCUAGUCUUAUGUAAAUAAAGGGAAGACCAGGAUGUCUUCAUAUUUUAGUUUCAUGACCGUUUCUACUCUCUAUGGAGUUCUAUGUAUGAGGUAACUAAGAAAUAGUGACUAAAUUUUAAGAAACAGGUAUCCUACAGCCAAGGCCCCAGUGUACUGUGGAACUGAGAUGUUUCACUGGAAAGUUAUCUAGUGUCAGCUUCUGAGCAAGAUGUGUCUGUGGCUGUACCUUGCCAGCUCUCAAGUCAGUCACCUCUCGAAUGUUGAGAGGCCAAUGACUGGCGGUAUCCCCCACUUCAUCUCAUCCCACUUCACAACCCAUGGCAUAGGCAGGGGGAAAAAAUAGAGGAAAGGGAAGAGAAAGCAUCAAGGCGCUGUCUUCACGUCAUUUGGUGAUGAUUCCUGGGUCAGACUGCCUUACUCUUGUUUAUAAGCAGAAGUACUUAUGUGACACACUAAAAAAGAUAAAGAUCCAUACCAACAAUAACUGCACAUUCUUUAGCCACAAGGCAUCACAUUCACUAAGAGAAAAUCCUACAAGUUCGGAAUAACUCUGGACAUAACCUUCACUCCUAUUUCUGUAGAACAUGCUCAAAUUUUAGAUUAGGCCAGAUGGAACCGUUGUACAAAUCAAGAAAAAAACUCCCUUUCUUCCAGGGCACAGUCUGGUGCGCCUGGCUGCCCUUGUGCAGUCCAUGAUUGGCACAACCAUUUGUAGAGAGCCUACCAAUCCUGCUUGGCAGUGUCAUAAACAUGGUAAAAACCGAGAAAAGCACUAGACUUGGAGUCAGAAAAAUCCAGUCACCUUUUCCUCUCCCAUGCUAGGUGGCUUUUGAAAAGUCAUUAAACUCCAAUUAGGUCUCUUCACAGCGUAAGCUGGGGAUGAGGACUAUGAAUAGCCAUUGCAACUGUGAAGGUGGAAUAAGGUACAUGAUGGUGCACAAGAACAAUCUCUGGCAAAUUGUAAAUGUUCAACUAUUGUUAAAAUUAUAAUGACCCACACUUUUUAAGGAAAAGGAUACUCUAAUACAGAAAAAUAUGCACCCUAAACUGAAACCCAUCUCACAGUUGAACCUCCUCAGUGACGAAUGCUGUAAUGGGUUGUCACUAAUGGCAGAUCUCGUUCCUCCAGAGAAGCUACAUUUUUCUGGCAUGGUGUUGCUGAGGCUUUAAAUGAGAUACAGUAGCGCCCCCUCAUCCUCCCCAGUGGAUGCCUGAAACCACAGAGAAUACUGAGCCCUAUGUAUUUUUUUUCCCCCACACAUACAUAUCUAUGGUAAAGUUAGUUUAUAAAUUAGGCAUAGUAGACAUUAACAAGAAAAUAGAAUUAAGAUAAUAUACUGUGAUGAGUUCUGUGAAUGUGGUCUUCCUCUCAAACUAUCUUAUUAUACUAAUACCCUCAUGAGGACAUGAGAUGACAAAAUGCCUACGCUAUGAGAUGAGUGAGGUGAGCGAUGCAGGCACUGUGAUGAACCAUUAGGCUACUACUGACCUCAGGAUAUGGGAGUAAAGAUCAUCUACUUCUGGGCCACGGCUGACUGCCGGUAACUGAACCGCAGAAAACAAAACUGCAGACAAGGGGAUUUGUGAGGAAAUCAGUUCAGAGGCCAGAAUCUGUUUCUGUAAAGGUAAUCAAAUAGUCUACAGGCCCUCUAUGAAAUAUGAUCACCAACUCAAAUUUUACCUGUAGUACCUUUUAUUUCUAUAAGACCUCUCAAAAUAAUUUUAAAAUUCUGUGGGUAUGACAUUUGUCCACAUCAUGCCUUUUAGAGAAAAAGGCAAAGAGCAGGCAUUACUUUUGUAUUAUUAGAGGGAAUUAGCAUGAAGGCUGGGGAAAUUGAUUUCCACAAGAAAUUAAUGGUAGCUGUACUUCCAAAAAACCACAUUCCUGGGUUCAUUGUUUAUUCCCCCAGGACAGACCCAGUCAAGUAGCUGCAUUUUGAUAUAAGAGAUGGUACAGAAACAUAGGUGAGAGGAGGUAUCAAGGAUGCCUUUGUGUGGUGAACGUGUGAACCAGAUGGUCAACAGUUGCUUUUCAUUUUCUAGAAAGCUUUCUAGAGGGCAAUGAUGAUACAAGAGUCCCUGUAAGGCACACUGUAGACACUGAUUUCUAUUGGCUCAGAAUUAUUAUUUUAAUACAAAGACGAUAAAGUGGCAUUCUUUAAUUCUGGUAUUUUUCUCAAGAAACCUUCAUUGGUUUUUUACCAAGUUUUCAGAAAUCAUUACAGUCUAUAAAGCAAUUAAGAAGAAAUCUAGAAAACUUACUAAUACAAACUUUUGCUCAAUAAAGAAUGAGGAACGAUAAAUGGUGAUACUCAAUUCCACAUUUGAGUUCCAUAAGCAAGUGAGAUUUAUCCCUAAUCUGCCUUUUUACCUUAGAUUUAGAUGUAAUGUAAGUUGGGGAGGCAUGGGGGAGAAGAAAUGGCCUCUGACUACCAGCCCCACCAAAAACGAGGGACGUGGGAGGCUGAGAAAUAAUUUUUUUUAAUAAGCAAAAAACAGGAACUGCUGUAAGCAGCAGUCCUCAUUAGGGUAUUUCCCCUCCAGUGCCAGAGGCAGAGGAUAAGGAAGUGAAGAAGCAACAGGCACCCUGACACACUCUAUUAUUCAGAACUAUCAAUGAUUCAACCUAGAGAAAGCCAAUGGAAAAGAGUAUUAACCAUUACCCAGCAAGAGGCAAUUGGCCAAAUCACUUUGGGUUAAUGUUCAACAGAUAGGAAAAUAAACCAGCACGUGGCAGCAUCCUAUCACAUGUCUCAGUCUUUCCUUUAGUGGAGAACACAGACCCAAAUAUCCUAAGCCACAGAUCUCCUUGUAGUAGCUCAGAAGUAAACCCGGUUUCUAUUAGUGCUUAAAUGUGUUCAGCUAAUGGGUUUGGGCUCCGGAGUUUAAAAGUGUCAACACUGGAAGGAAAAUAUUUUAUUAUAAAAGAGAAAAAAAAAAAAAAUCAGGAUAACUCACCAGUGUGCUCUUAUCCUAUGCAAACACAAAAGUAGGAACUAGAAUACAGAGAAACCCCAAUGUCGGAGCCAACUGUCAGAGUCCAAGGAGUGAAAACCAUCUUUACUACAUUAAUUCCCAUCCUCCCACCUCUUCUCUAGCUACACUAAUCAAGGUGCACCAAAACCCUUAAAAAUAUCACUCCCUAAGACGCUACAACUCAGAACAUACAGAUACAGUGCAUGAUAAAGCUGAAUAGACAAACACACUUCAGACCUUUCCUUGACCAGCUUUUAAAUAGUAUUGCUUUAGGGAGAAGAUUUAAUUUUAAAAAAUAAAUUUAAAAAAGAAAGCACAUUUAAAACGUCAAGUUUUGGUGAUCAGGAUAGUAAAGUAAUUUUAUUACAAAUUUCAGGAUCUAAAAAGUAAUUUGUUACAUUUACUAAGAUAAAUCUGAGAUGACCUGUAUCAAGCAUGUGUGUCCUGCAUAGUGACACUGUGAUCCUCAGGCAUGAAAAGACAUGGUUCCACCCCCCCCCUGCUUUAGGGAUGGG
Molecule: messenger RNA, 7850 nt
Organism: Panthera uncia (snow leopard)
Lineage: Eukaryota; Metazoa; Chordata; Mammalia; Carnivora; Felidae
Gene: BID
Product: BH3 interacting domain death agonist
Exons: 6
Coding region: 205-795 (196 amino acids)
Biological process (GO): positive regulation of intrinsic apoptotic signaling pathway; positive regulation of release of cytochrome c from mitochondria; positive regulation of extrinsic apoptotic signaling pathway
Cellular component (GO): mitochondrion; cytoplasm; cytosol
Source: RefSeq, a predicted model, not a curated record